AAUGUCAUUAGCAGUGGUGUCGCGUAUGGCCAGAAUCGGCAACUUUGUCCACUCGCGACUGUUCGGUCGGUCCAAUCUAUUGCUGACCAAUUCAUUGAUAUCAGCAUUGAUGGGAACAGUAGGUGACGCUAUUCAACAACAGUACGACCUGUUGACGGACGACAAGAGUGCCGAAGAGUCUUCARCGACCAAAGGCUUCAAUUCUGUGCGUUCGGCGCACAUGACUUGUGCCGGAUUUACCACAGGUCUGGUCAGUCAUUAUUGGUAUAUAUAUUUGGAUCGGUUUUUGGGAACCCGAAAGAAGAUGUAUGUAAUCACCAAAAAAGUACUGUUGGAUCAAAUUGUGUUCAGUCCUAUCAAUUUGUUUGUCUAUUUCUCAACGUUGGGUCUCUGCGAACAAUCGGGAGUUAAAAGAUUCAAAGAGGAACUGAUGGAGAAGGGCUUCGAACAGAUCUAUGUCGUCGAAUGGAUUGUAUGGCCACCGAUGCAGUUCUUCAACUUCUUUGUAUUGCCACUCAGAUAUCGUAUACUAUUUGAUAACAUUAUAUCAUUGGGUUUUGACAUCUAUUCACCGUAUGUUAAGUAUAAGACUCAACUCAAGAGUGAAUUACAGACUACUAAUGACCAAAUCAUAAUUUAG
Molecule: messenger RNA, 640 nt
Organism: Oppia nitens
Lineage: Eukaryota; Metazoa; Arthropoda; Arachnida; Sarcoptiformes; Oppiidae
Product: mpv17-like protein 2
Exons: 2
Coding region: 2-640 (212 amino acids)
Biological process (GO): mitochondrial ribosome assembly
Cellular component (GO): membrane; cytoplasm
Source: RefSeq, a predicted model, not a curated record